This is a messenger RNA of Lasiodiplodia theobromae, 840 nucleotides long. RefSeq lists its product as uncharacterized. Bases 1 to 840 code for a protein of 279 amino acids. The transcript has 3 exons. Lineage: Eukaryota; Fungi; Ascomycota; Dothideomycetes; Botryosphaeriales; Botryosphaeriaceae. The record is from RefSeq and is a predicted model, not a curated record.
AUGAACGACGAGCCUACCCCACAAGAUGCACACUCCAUCGCUCGAACCGAUCGCCUCUACAGAGUGCACGCUGCUAUCCUGUUUCUAUUCUACUCAACUCUGUGGUGCAUCAAGUUCUCUUUCCUCUUCUUUUUCCGACGCGUCUACCUCAACCUCGGCGAGCUGUUGCGGCUCUGGUGGGCGAUUUUCAUAUUCACGGUGAUGGCUUGGGUGGCUUGUGUGGGAACGAUUGAUUACCGCUGCCUCAGGAAUGGCCCGUGGCAUCAUCAGCUGGAAUACUGUCACUCCAUCAAGUCUUACAACCUCAAAUUUGGCAACAUGAUAUCCAGCUGUGUCCUGGACAUUGCGACGGACAUGAUGAUCAUUUGCAUUCCGAUCAGCAUGCUUCGGAAGCUCCGCACCAGCGGCAAGCGUAAAGCAGGCCUGGCGGCCGUUUUCUGCUGCACGGUCAUUACCAUGGUCAUUGCCAUCGUACGUAUUGGUGUGGUGUCUCCGUGGAUAUUCCAGGCAGACUUGACCUGGUGUUACCUGUGGAGUGUUAUUGAAAUAUGCGCUGAUCUCAUUGUCGCAUCUCUGGCAUCUUUCCGCGGCCUUUUCCUAAAACAGGAUGCCGCAACGAGCGCGCCUCCACAGCCCGGAACAGCGGGGCCGAGGGCUGUGAGGCGCCGCCGCCCGUUGAUGCGGAACAUAGCCAAUAUGUUCACCACGACUCCAGAUUCGGCCCGGACCAGGACUGGGAACGAUACUUUGGACGGGAUAAUCGACCUGUACGGAACUCAGAAUAGGACUCAGAACAAUGCGGGCGAUUUGGAGUUAGCUCCUGUUGAAGCCAGACAGUAA